CAUCAAAUUCUUCGAACACAAAAAGAAGUGUAGCUGUAAUCAUCGUCAUUACUUUGUCAAAAUGGUCGGAAUCGCUCUGCUAGGCGCUGGCAUUUUUGCCCGGGAGCAACACCUCCCCGCAAUCGAAUCCGUUCCCUCCCUCUCCCUCAAAGCCAUCUACUCCCGCUCCGAAUCCUCCGCCAACACGCUCGCCUCGGCCGCUUCGUCUCCCGUAGACGUCUACUACGACGUGCCCACCGGCUCCGGCGAAGCCAAUGUCUGGCCCGAAGAGAAGACCCUCGACGCUUUGCUCGCCCGCACCGACAUCGACGCCGUCGUUAUCGCCCUGCCUAUCCUCGCGCAGCCGGCUGUCAUCGAGAAGGCGCUUAAAGCCGGCAAACAUGUGUUGAGCGAGAAGCCGGUGGCCAAGGAUGUGGAGGAGGCGAAGCGGUUGGUUGGAUUUUAUGAGGCGUUGGACAACAAGAAGCCGUUGUGGGCGGUGGCCGAGAACUUCAGGUAUACGCCUAGUCUUCUGAAGGCGGCGGAGAAGGUGAAGGAGAUUGGGGGCAAGUUGACUACGUUCCGAUUGAACAUGAAUGGGUGGGUGGAGGAGGGAAACAAGUAUUUCAAGACUGAGUGGCGCAAAGUCCCCUCCUACCAAGGCGGUUUCCUCCUCGACGGCGGUGUCCACUUCAUCGCCGGCCUGCGCCUCUUGCUCUCCGAACUCAACCAAGAAAUCACCCACGUCGCUGGCUUCAGCGCCCUCCUGGAGGAACGCCUGCUCCCCGUCGACACGGUGCACGCCGUUGCUUUGACCAACGACGGAAAGUCGGGAACCAUCAGCAUCUCGUUCGGCACCCAGUUCAAGACCGGACUCGAGGUCGAGGUAGUCACGACCCAAGGCUCCGUUUACUGGAACCCCACCCAGAUCAAGACCAAGACAAAGGAGGGUGAGAAGACGGAGGAGUUUGAGAAGAGCACCGGUGUUAAGGAGGAGAUGGCGGCGUUCGCUAAGGCGAUUGAGAAGGGACAGAUAGAGAAGGAGCAGACGCCCGAGGAGGCGUUGAAGGAUUUGGAGGUGGUGCAGAGGUUGUUGGAGUCGGGUGAGGGGAAGGGCAUUGUCAAGGCGGUUGAGGCGUGAGUGAGUGUGUCUGGUAGGUUUGGUGAGGGUAGUUAUUCGGAUUCAGCGUCCGGGGUCUCGGUUGGGGAGAGUAGACCUUGGCGGGAGGCUCUGUUUUUUGCUGCGAGACGUUGUGGGCUGUGACGAAUGCGGGUCAGGCCAGUGUGUAAAAGGGGGUUUUCAGGGAUAUGAUCAGGUGUUGUAGCUCACAGUAAAAUUCGAACAUCGAUAAUGUUCAGCAUCCAACA
This is a messenger RNA of Neurospora tetrasperma FGSC 2508, 1347 nucleotides long. RefSeq lists its product as uncharacterized. Gene Ontology annotation, molecular function: oxidoreductase activity; nucleotide binding. Gene Ontology annotation, cellular component: cytoplasm. Gene Ontology annotation, biological process: NADPH regeneration. The transcript is spliced from 3 exons. NCBI's taxonomy places the organism in Eukaryota, Fungi, Ascomycota, Sordariomycetes, Sordariales, Sordariaceae. The coding region runs from base 62 to 1120 and encodes 352 amino acids. The record is from RefSeq and is a predicted model, not a curated record.